AUGGCAACCACGAUUCUUGUUGUUAUUCUUAUUAUCACUAGUGUUCUUACUUACCCUAUAAAUGCGAGGAGCCUAAUGGCAAUGAAGGAAAAACCAAAAGCAUCAGCUGAUGAACAGAAUGAAUAUUUCCAGCACCCUUUAUCGCCUUUUUUUGGUGGUUUUGGUGGUGUUAGAGGUGCAAUUAGGCCUCCAUUUGGUUUAGGAGCCGGCUUUGGUGGAUUUGGUGGUAGUAUUGGAGGUGCUUUUGGAAGUGGUUUUGGUCCUUUCGCCGGAAAUGGUGGAACAAGUAGUGCUAGAAGUGGAAGUGGAAGUGGAAGUGGAAGUGGAUUUGGUUCUGGUAUUAAUGAAGGGUUUGGAAAUAAUGGUGGCAAUAAUCCUAAUGAUAAAAUUGAAGGUGAACUUGAUACAGGUGACCUAGGUGAGGGAGGUGAUGCAACAAUUAAAAAUGAUAUGCACCACCAUUGA
Molecule: messenger RNA, 465 nt
Organism: Solanum lycopersicum (tomato)
Lineage: Eukaryota; Viridiplantae; Streptophyta; Magnoliopsida; Solanales; Solanaceae
Source: RefSeq, a predicted model, not a curated record